This is a messenger RNA of Candidozyma auris, 633 nucleotides long. RefSeq lists its product as uncharacterized. Bases 1 to 633 code for a protein of 210 amino acids. NCBI's taxonomy places the organism in Eukaryota, Fungi, Ascomycota, Pichiomycetes, Serinales, Metschnikowiaceae. The record is from RefSeq and is a predicted model, not a curated record. The transcript has a single exon.
AUGUCCUUUGGCGGUAACGACAGAAGCAACUACGGUGACGACGACAACCAACAGUCUACCUUUGGUAAGAUCGGUGACAAGAUCAAGGGUGCCUUGGGCAGCGAUGAUGACAACCGCGGCUCGUCCGGCUCCUAUGGCUCUUCUGGCUCCGACAAGUACGGAUCCUCUGGUUCUGGCUCUGGCUCCUACGGCAGCGGUAGGGACAAUGACGACUCGUACGGUUCCUCCAACAGAGGUGGUUCUGGCGGAUACAGCUCGUCUAAAAAGGAUGACGACGACUCGUAUGGUUCCAGCGGAUCUGGUGGUUACGGCUCCUCUGGCCGUGGUGGUGACUCGUACGGCUCCUCUGGCAGGUCCGGCAACGAUUCUUACGGUUCCUCUGGCAGGUCCGGCAACGACUCGUACGGAUCUGGUGGAAAUGACUCUUACGGUUCUUCUGGCAGAGGAGGCGACUCGUACGGGUCUUCCAGGAAGGACGACGAUGACGACAAGUACGGCUCUUCUGGCAGAGGCGGUGGUUCUUACGGCUCUUCAGGUAGAGGCGGUGACUCGUAUGGCUCUUCUGGCAGAGGUGGCGACUCUUAUGGCUCUUCUGGCAGAGGUGACAGCUCCUACGGAUCCUCAGACUACUAG